CUUCAAGAACAGUGUGUUGGGAUUGAGCAGUGAGCAGAUCUCCGUAUUACACAGGCUCAUUCUUGUUACAGCUAUGGCUUCUGCCAAGAGUGAGAAACGGGAGAUUUACGCCCUCGCUCUUGCGUGCGAAGACCUCUUCUUAAAAUGCUAUGCCACACCGCAUUUUCUGCCCUCCGUGGCAGGCGAGACGGCAGAAAUUCAACACGAGAGAUUUCGCAUCUGGAGCUCCUACCUGGGUGUCUUCGCAAGCUACAAAGCGUCUCUUGACAAAAGACUCGAGUACUGCGACGACAUACACAAUCUUGUGAUACAGUUGCUCGAGUUAAUGCGAAAAAAUCUCGAGUUUGUUACUUCUCGUUUCGCUGCUCAUUCGAUGCAAAACAUAUCAAUUUCGUCAGCUCUCAAGGACAAUCAAGAGCUGCAGGGAACUCUUUCAGAGGCUCUUAACGCUGUGGAGGCUACUAUCACCAGGCUUAACAAGCUUGGUUCUGCUAUUCGAAGGCAGUCUGCUACGGGCAUCGAAAAUCGGGUGCAAGCGUUCACCGAAAAGCAUGGGGAUAAUGAUUACACGGAAUUCGCCCGACAGAUCGUCCAGUUCAGAUACAAAACCAUAUCGCCCUCCUUGAAAGAACAUUUAGCUUCGUCCAUGGCAGCACGUCGUCAGCGCCUAAGAUACCUCCGUCGACACCAAAUGAAGAUGGAAAGUCAGGCAAUGAAGGAGGAAAAGGAGCCCGGGACUUUGACGGACACGAACAAGACGUCUUCUCCGGCCUUGAGGCUCAAUGAAGGAAUUGCCGGUGCAACACCUACCUCAACUCCUGCCAGACAGGUUUGGUCAAAGAACGUCGGUUUACGGACGGCGACUAUACCUGCUGCGUCUGAGACAAACGCAACGAGCUUCAAGCCAACUCAGUCUGUAAUGGCUCGUAUCCGGAAAGCCAGUACCGGAUCCAUUGUAUCCUCUUCAAAAGAAAGCACGACGUUCAUGGCAGAGGGCUUGGACGACUAUCCGGAGCCUCCUAAGACACACGACGGACAGGCGCGAAGACCCUGUCCUUUCUGUUUUCAACCUCUCAAAGCCUCGGAUUUAAAGACCAGACACUGGAAACGACACGUUAACCAAGAUAUCAAGGCAUUUAUCUGCCUUUCCGCCAAGUGCAACGAGCCACCAUUUGAGACAUUUGAUCUAUGGGCCAAACACAUGCGAGAUUCACACUCAAACAAGUGGCCGCAACUUGUUCACAAGCCGGUGUCUUGGAGGUGUGACGUCGACCAUCCGAAAGAUAUGCCGGCUUUUGAGUUCGAUGACGAAAAUGCAUUCAAAGAGCAUUUGAAAGCCUACCACGGCAACUACAGUGCUGCAGUACAGAAUUCCAUUUUCCGAAUCAGCAGAGUUCAGAGACGGAGACCGCCGAAAACCUGUCUUCUGUGCAGUUACGAUGUCUCUGCGCUUGACUCUGACCAGCUCAAUAAUUCUUCCCCGGCAGAUAUGCCUCCAGCUACAAAAAGGCCUGGCGAUUUUGAAGAACUGGACAAGCUAGCGAAGCACAUCGCCAAUCAUCUCUGGCGCCUGGCAUUCGACAGCGCAAAUAAUCUUGAUGUAGAAUCACAGGACGAUGUCUCACUAGGGAGCGUACUUACCUCAAACGGGAAGCAACAAAGCAGCCCGGGAUCACAGCAGCGCCUACCUAGCGGUCUUGAAAUUCUAUCCCAAUUGUCCACGGACUUGUCCGAUAACUUCCCUAGGCAUGAAAGUAGCAAUUCAAUCCCGACGUUUGACAAAGACUGGUCUAAGGCCGAAUACGAUUUCUUGCAGUCUCUCGAUAUUGAGCUUGAUGACCUCUCGAUAUUACCAAACUGGGACGAUGAGCAGUAUACCUUCAAACAAAGAAUGCAAUUCGGAAGUCAAAAAGGCCUCGAUCAGCAACAGCCACCAGCUCCCUCUGAUGUAAUUUUAGAACACUUUUUAGCCUGUCAAAACCUAGCAAAUAUCGUUAACUUCCAGCAAACCGCCGAUCAAUGCCUCGCCCACCUGCGCGUCACCGACCCGCGCCACGACAAGAAGCGCAUUCAGGACACUAAGGGCGGCUUACUCAAGGACGCCUACGUCUGGGUGCUCGACAAUCCCGACUUCUGCCAAUGGCGCAACGACCAGCACCAGCGGCUGCUUUGGGUCAAGGGCGACCCCGGCAAGGGCAAGACCAUGCUCCUCUGCGGCAUCAUCGACGAGCUGGAAGCAACACGCCCUCAGGGCCCUCAGGGGACGCUCUUGUCCUACUUCUUCUGCCAAGCUACCGACGAGCGACUCAACACUGCGACGGCUGUACUGCGCGGCUUGAUCUUCAUGCUUCUCGACCAAGACCCGUCACUUGUUUCGCACAUGAAGAAGAAGUACGAUGUGGCCGGGAAGGCACUUUUCGAAGACGUGAAUGCAUGGCAGGCGAUCUACUCGACCUGA
Messenger RNA from Colletotrichum destructivum, 2458 nucleotides. Its product is annotated as Putative NACHT nucleoside triphosphatase. The coding region runs from base 74 to 2458 and encodes 794 amino acids. The record is from RefSeq and is a predicted model, not a curated record. The transcript is spliced from 4 exons. Lineage: Eukaryota; Fungi; Ascomycota; Sordariomycetes; Glomerellales; Glomerellaceae.